Molecule: messenger RNA, 15059 nt
Organism: Erinaceus europaeus (western European hedgehog)
Lineage: Eukaryota; Metazoa; Chordata; Mammalia; Eulipotyphla; Erinaceidae
Gene: FAT1
Product: FAT atypical cadherin 1
Exons: 28
Coding region: 428-14230 (4600 amino acids)
Biological process (GO): homophilic cell-cell adhesion
Cellular component (GO): plasma membrane
Molecular function (GO): calcium ion binding
Source: RefSeq, a predicted model, not a curated record
ACAUCCACCAAGAGGGAGGGAGGGAAGGAGGGAGUGAGAAAAGAGGCAGCGAUUCGCUGCAGCAGCUCCCGGCUGCAACUCCUGAACUCUCCCGCUCACUGCCCGGGCUUGUCCGGACCAACUUGGCUUCUUCCCCUCGGCUCUCUUUUCUUUAGCCCUUGUGCACUCUUCUUUCAUUUCCCGUGGGUGCUCAAGUUCUUUCAAGAAUCAAGCCUCCCGAGAUGCGGCCGCCUGGGUCCGGGCAGCACCCACCGACUUCACUCGGGUUGUGGACAAGCUGAAGAUCGGAGGGAGGAGACAAAGUUGCUACUUCAGACGCGGUUUUUUAUACAUAAUCCAAACUGCGCCGGGGAUUACGGAGCUAGGGGAAGGACUUUAAAAGUGGGGCACCAACGUCUCGGCUCGACUGGUUCCUGAGAGUUAAGCUAUGGGGAGACAUUUGACUUUGCUUCUGCUUCUGCUCCUUCUACUCCAACAGUUUGGAGACAGUGGUGGAAGCCAAACACUUGAACAGAUUCCUAUGCAGUUCACACAUGCCCAGUACAAUGUCACCGUGCAUGAAAACUCUGCAGCUAAAACCUAUGUUGGACACCCUAUAAAGAUGGGUAUUUACCUUACAAACCCACUGUGGGAAUUAAGGUACAAAAUUGUCUCAGGAGACAAUGAAAACCUGUUUAAAGCUGAAGAGUAUGUUUUUGGAGACUUUUGCUUUCUAAGAAUAAGGACCAAAGGAGGAAACACAGCUAUCCUUAAUAGAGAAGUGAAAGACCAUUACACAUUGAUAGUCAAAGCAGUUGAAAAAAAUACUAAUGCUGAAGCACGAACAAAAGUCAGGGUACAAGUGCUGGAUACAAAUGACUUGAGACCAUUAUUCUCACCCACAUCCUACAGUGUUUUUUUACCUGAAAAUACAGCCAUCAGGACCAGUAUCGCAAGAGUCAGUGCCACAGAUGCAGACAUAGGAACCAAUGGAGAAUUUUACUACAGUUUUAAAGACCGAACAGACAUGUUUGCUAUCCACCCAACCAGUGGUGCAGUAGUUUUAACUGGUAGACUUGAUUACACAGAGACCAAGCUUUAUGAGAUGGAGAUUCUUGCUGUGGACCGUGGAAUGAAAUUAUAUGGUAACAGUGGUAUCAGUAGCAUGGCAAAGCUGACAGUCCAUGUAGAGCAAGCCAACGAAUGUGCUCCUGUGAUAACAGCAGUGACAUUGUCACCAUCAGAAUUGGACAAAGACCCAACCUAUGCAAUUGUAAGUGUGGAUGACUGUGAUCAAGGUGCCAAUGGGGAGAUCGCUUCUUUAAGCAUUGUGGCAGGUGACUUCCUUCAGCAGUUUAGAACAGUGAGAUCCUCUCCAGGAAGUAAAGAAUACAAAAUCAAGGCAAUCAAUGGCAUUGAUUGGGAUAAUCAUCCAUUUGGCUACAAUUUGACAUUGCAGGCUAAAGAUAAAGGAGUUCCUCCCCAGUUCUCUUCUGUAAAAGUAAUUCAUGUGUCCUCUCCACAGUUCAAAGCUGGGCCGGUCAAAUUUGAAAGGGAUGUUUAUAGAGCAGAAAUAAGUGAAUUUGCUCCUUCUGACACACCUGUGGUCAUGGUAAAAGCGACACCCACUCACUCUCAUUUGAGGUAUGUUUUUAAAAGUACACCUGGCAGAGCUAAAUUUAGUAUAAAUCACAACACUGGUCUUAUUUCCAUUUUGGAACCAAUUAAAAGACAGCAAGCAUCCCAUUAUGAACUUGAAGUAACAACAAGUGACAGAAAAGCCUCAACCAAAGUCAUAGUUAAAGUCUUGAGUGCAAAUAGCAAUCCCCCUGAAUUUUCCCAGACAGCAUACAAAGCAUCUUUUGAUGAGAAUGUGCCUAUCGGUACUACAGUCAUGAGUGUGAGUGCCAUAGACCCUGAUGAAGGUGAGAAUGGGUACGUGACUUACAGUAUUGCCAAUUUAAAUCGUGUGCCAUUUGUGAUUAACCAUUUCACUGGUGCUGUGAGUACUUCAGAAAACUUGGACUAUGAGCUAAUGCCUCGAGUCUACAUGCUUAAGAUUCGAGCAUCAGACUGGGGCUUGCCGUACCGCCGGGAAGUUGAAGUCCACGCUACAGUUACUCUCAAUAACUUGAAUGACAACACACCCUUGUUUGAGAAAAUAAACUGCGAAGGAACAAUUCCCAGGGAUCUAGAUGUGGGAGAGCAAAUCACUACUGUUUCUGCCAUUGAUGCGGAUGAACUUCAGUUGGUACACUAUCAGAUUGAAGCUGGAAAUGAACUGGAUUUGUUUAGUUUAAACCCCAACUCUGGGGUAUUGUCUUUAAAACGGUCACUAAUGGAUGGCUUAGGUGCAAAGGUAUCUUUUCACAGUCUGAGAAUUACAGCUACAGAUGGAGAAAAUUUUGCCACACCAUUGUAUAUUAACAUCACUGUGGCAGCCACUCGCAAGGCAAUACAUUUGCAAUGUGAAGAGACUGGAGUUGCCAAAAUGCUGGCAGAGAAACUCUUACAGGCAAAUAAAUUACACAACCAGGGAGAAGCUGACGAUAGUUUCUUUGGUUCUCACUCUCUCAACGCUCACGCACCACAGUUUAGCAGUACUCUUCCAACUGGUAUUGAGGUAAAGGAAAACUAUCCUGUGGGUUCCAGCAUAAUUUUCAUGAAUGCUACUGACCUUGACACUGGUUUCAAUGGAAAAUUGGUCUAUGCCAUUUCUGGAGGAAAUGAGGAUAGUUGCUUCAUUAUUGACAUAGACACAGGAAUGCUAAAGAUCUUAUCUCCACUUGACCGUGAAACAACAGACAAAUAUACCCUGAACAUUACAGUAUAUGACCUUGGUAUACCACAGAAAGCUGCUUGGUAUCUUCUUAAUGUCAGAGUUCUGGAUGCCAAUGAUAAUGCACCUGAGUUUUUACAGGAGAGCUAUUUUGUUGAAGUGAAUGAAGACAAGGAGAUAAAUAGUGAAAUCAUCCAGGUUGAAGCCACGGACAAAGAUCUAGGACCAAAUGGACACGUGACAUACUCUAUUGUUACAGACACAGAUAAGUUUUCAAUUGACAGUAUAACCGGUGUCGUUAAAAUUCUGUACCCUUUGGAUCGUGAAAUACAGCAUGUGUAUUACUUAAAGAUUGAAGCUAGGGAUCAAGCCAAAGAAGAACCUCAGCUGUUCUCUACUGUACUUUUGAAAGUGUCAUUAGAGGAUGUUAAUGACAACCCACCUAAGUUCAUUCCACCUAAUUAUCGUGUGAAAGUUCGAGAGGACCUUCCUGAAGGAACCAUAAUCAUGUGGUUAGAGGCUUAUGAUCCAGAUUUAGGUCAGUCUAGUCAAGUAAGAUACAGUCUCAUAGACCAUGGAGAAGGAAACUUUGAUGUGGAUAAACUCAGUGGAGCAGUUAGAAUUGUACAACAGUUGGACUUUGAGAAGAAGCAAGUAUAUAAUCUCACUGUGAGGGCCAAAGACAAAGGGAAGCCACUUUCUCUGUCUUCCACUUGCUAUGUGGAAGUUGAAGUGAUUGACGUGAAUGAAAACUUAUACCCACCAGUGUUUUCCAGCUUUGUGGAGAAGGGUGUAGUGAAGGAAGAUGUCCCAAUUGGCUCCUCAGUCAUGACAGUAUCAGCUUAUGAUGAGGACACGGGAAGAGAUGGGGAGAUCCGGUAUUCCAUUAGAGAUGGUUCUGGUGUUGGUGUUUUCAAAAUAGAUGAAGAAACAGGUGUCAUUGAGACUUCAGAUCGACUGGACCGUGAAUCAACCUCCCGUUACUGGCUAACAGUCUAUGCAACUGAUCAGGCUGUUGUUCCUCUUUCCUCAUUUAUCGAAGUCUACAUAGAGAUCGAAGAUGUCAAUGACAAUGCACCACAGACUUCAGAGCCUGUUUACUAUCCAGAAAUUAUAGAAAAUUCUCCCAAGGAUGUAUCUGUGGUUCAAAUAGAAGCAUUUGAUCCAGACUCUAGUUCUAACGACAAGUUAACAUACAAAAUUACAAGUGGAAAUCCACAAGGGUUCUUCACUGUGCACCCCAAAACAGGUCUCAUCACAACUACAUCAAGGAAACUAGACCGAGAACAGCAAGAUGAACACAUAUUAGAAGUUAUGGUGACAGACAAUGGCAGUCCUCCUAAGUCAACCACUGCAAGAGUUAUUGUGAAAAUCCUUGAUGAAAAUGACAACAAACCUCAGUUCCUGCAAAAAUUCUACAAAAUCAGACUUCCUGAACGAGAAAAGCCAGAACGAGAAAGAAAUGCCAAAAGAGAGCCUAUAUAUCGUGUUAUCGCCGCAGACAAAGACGAAGGCCCCAAUGCAGAAAUCUCCUACAGUAUUGAAGAAGGAAAUGAGUAUGGCAAGUUUUUCAUUGAACCCAAAACUGGAGUGGUUUCAUCCAAGAAGUUUUCUGCAGCUGGAGAAUAUGAUAUUCUUUCAAUCAAAGCUGUUGAUAAUGGUCGUCCCCAGAAGUCUUCAACAACUCGACUCCAUAUUGAAUGGAUCUUCAAACCCAACCCUUCCCCAGAGCCAAUUUCAUUUGAAGAAUCUUUUUUUACCUUUACUGUUAUGGAAAGUGAUCCAGUUGCUCACAUGAUUGGAGUCAUAUCUAUUGAACCAACUGGCAUACCUCUCUGGUUUGACAUCACUGGUGGCAACUAUGACAGUCAUUUUGAUGUGGACAAAGGCACUGGAACCAUCAUUGUUGCCAAACCUCUUGAUGCAGAACAAAAAUCAAAUUAUAACCUUACAGUUGAGGCAACAGAUGGAACUACCACUAUAGUAACUCAGGUAUUCAUCCAAGUAAUUGAUACAAAUGACCAUCGCCCACAAUUUUCUACAUCCAAAUAUGAAGUUGUUAUUCCUGAAGACACAGUGCCAGAAACAGAAAUUUUACAAAUCAGCGCUAUAGAUAAGGAUGAGAAGAACAAACUAAUCUACACUCUGCAGAGUAGUAAUGAUCCACUGAGUCUGAAGAAAUUUCGUCUUGAUCCUGCAACCGGCUCUCUCUAUACAUCGGAAAAACUUGAUCAUGAAACCACUCACCAGCAUAUUCUUACAGUCAUGGUACGAGAUCAAGAUGUACCUGUAAAGCGCAACUUUGCAAGGAUUGCUGUGAAUGUCAGCGACACGAAUGACCAUGCCCCAUGGUUCACAAGUUCUACCUAUGAAGGACGGGCUUAUGAAUCAGCGGCUAUUGGCUCCGUGGUGUUGCAGGUCACAGCUCUGGACAAGGAUAAAGGGGAAAAUGCUGAAGUGCUAUACUCUAUUGAAUCAGGGAAUAUUGGAAAUUCUUUCACAAUUGAUCCCAUCUUGGGUUCUAUAAAAACUGCCAAAGAAUUAGAUCGAAGUAAACAAGUGGAAUAUGAUUUGAUGGUAAAAGCAACAGAUAAAGGCAAUCCACCGAUGAGUGAAGUAACUUCUGUGCAUAUCUUUGUCACAAUUGCUGACAAUGCCUCUCCUAAGUUUACAUCAAAAGAGUAUUCUGUUGAAAUUAGUGAAACUAUCAGCACUGGGAGCUUUGUAGGAAUGGUGUCAGCCCAUAGUCAGUCAUCAGUAGUCUAUGAAAUAAAAGAUGGAAAUAUAGCUGAUGCUUUUGAUAUCAAUCCACAUUCUGGAAGUAUUGUCACUCAGAAAGCCCUGGACUUUGAAACUUUGCCCAUUUAUACAUUGAUAAUACAAGGAACCAACAUGGCUGGCUUGUCUACUAACACAACUGUUCUAGUCCAUCUUCAGGAUGAAAAUGACAACUUGCCAAUUUUUGUGCAAACUGAAUAUACUGGACUCAUUAGCGAAUCAGCUUCAAUUAACAGUGUGGUCCUAACAGACAAGAAUGUCCCGUUAGUGAUUCGGGCAACUGACUUAGAUAAAGAAUCAAAUUCUUUGCUUGUUUAUCACAUUGUUGAACCAUCAAUACACAAAUAUUUUGCUAUUGAUCCUAGCACUGGUGCUAUUCAUACAGUACAAAGUUUGGACUAUGAAGAAACAAGCACUUUUCACUUUACUGUACAAGUCCAUGACAUGGGAACACCACGUUUGUUUGCUGAAUAUGCAGCUAAUGUAACUAUACAUGUAAUUGACAUCAAUGACUGCCCUCCAGUAUUCUCCAGAUCAUUGUAUGAAGCAUCUCUUUUGUUACCAACAUACAGAGGAGUAAAAAUCAUCACUGUAAAUGCUACAGAUGCUGAUUCAAGAGCAUUCUCACAGUUACUAUAUUCCAUCACUGAAGGCAACAUUGGAGAGAAGUUUCUUAUGGACUAUAAGACUGGUACUCUAACUGUCCAAAACACAACUCAGUUAAGAAGUCGCUAUGAGUUAACCAUCAGAGCUUCUGAUGGUAGAUUUGCCAGUUUUACCUCUGUAAAGAUUAAUGUGAAAGAAAGUAAAGAAAGUCAGCUAAAAUUUACCCAAGAUGUCUACUCAGCAGUUGUAAGAGAGAAUUCCACAGAAGCCAGAACAUUAGCUGUCAUCACUGCUAUUGGAAAUCCCAUCAAUGAGCCAUUAUUUUAUCAAAUUCUCAACCCAGAUCGCAGAUUUAAAAUAAGCCGUACAUCAGGAGUUCUGUCAACCACGGGUAUACCAUUUGACCGUGAGCAGCAGGAGGUAUUUGAUGUGGUAGUGGAGGUGACGCAAGAACAUAAACCUUCAGCAGUGGCUCAUGUUAUCGUGAAGGUCACCAUAGAAGAUCAAAAUGAUAAUGCACCAGUGUUUGUCAACCUUCCUUACUAUGCUGUUGUUAAAGUGGAUACUUCAGUGGGACACAUUAUUCGCCACGUUACCGCUGUAGACAGAGAUGUUGGCAGAAAUGGGGAAAUACAUUACUACCUUAAAGAACAUCAUGAAAACUUUCAAAUUGGACCUUCAGGAGAAAUUUCAUUGAAAAGGCAAUUUGAACCUGAUACCUUAAAUAAAGAAUAUGUAGUUACAGUGGUUGCAAAAGAUGGCGGAAACCCUGCUUUUUCCACAGAAGUUAUGGUUCCAAUCACUGUGAUGAACAAAGCCAUGCCUGUGUUUGAAAAACCUUUCUACAGUGCAGAGAUUCCUGAGAAUAUCCAGGUGCACAGUCCAGUGGUCCAUGUACAAGCCAACAGUCCAGAAGGGCUGAAAGUGUUUUAUAGCAUCACAGAUGGGGAUCCUUUUAGCCAGUUUACUAUCAACUUUAACACAGGUGUUAUAAAUGUCAUAUCUCCUCUGGAUUUUGAGUCCCACCCAGCAUAUAAAUUGAACAUACGAGCCACUGACUCUUUGACAGGUGCUCAUGCUGAAGUAUUUGUUGACAUAAUAGUAGAAGACAUCAACGAUAACCCUCCUGUGUUUGUUCAGCAGUCUUAUGCUACAACGCUGUCCGAGGCAUCCGUAAUUGGAACAUCUAUUGUUCAAGUGAGAGCAACAGAUUCUGAUUCAGAACCAAAUAGAGGAAUUUCAUACCAUAUGUUUGGCAAUCAUAGCAAGAGUCAUGAUCAUUUCCACAUAGAUAGCAGCACUGGUCUCAUUUCACUAGUCAGAGGUUUGGAUUAUGAGCAGUUCCAACAACACAAAAUUUUUGUAAGGGCUGUUGAUAGUGGCAUGCCCUCACUAAGCAGUGAGGUGAUUGUCACAGUAGAUGUCACUGACCUCAACGAUAAUCCUCCAUUAUUUGACCAACAUAUUUAUGAAGCCAAAAUUAGUGAGCAUGCCACUCAUGGGCAUUUUGUGACCUGUGUAAAAGCCUAUGAUGCAGACAGUUCAGACAUAGACAAAUUGGAAUAUUCCAUUCUGUCUGGCAAUGAUCAUAAGAAUUUUGUCAUUGACAGUGAAACAGGGAUUAUCACAUUCUCAAACCUGCGCCGACACACCUUGAAGCCAUUUUACAGCCUUAACAUUUCUGUUUCUGAUGGAGUCUUUAGAAGUUCGGCUCAGGUUCAUAUAACUGUAAUUGGAGGCAAUUUGCACAGUCCUGUAUUUCUUCAGAAUGAGUAUGAAGUGGAGCUAGCUGAAAAUGCUCCCUUACACACCCUGGUGAUUGAGGUUAAAGCAACUGAUAGGGAUUCUGGUAUUUAUGGUCACUUUACUUAUCAUAUUGUAAAUGACUUUGCCAAAGACAAAUUUUAUACAAAUGAGAGAGGACAGAUAUUUACUUUGGAAAAACUUGACCGAGAAACUCCAGCAGAAAAAGUAAUUGCAAUUCGUUUAAUGGCUAAGGAUGCUGGAGGAAAAGUUGCUUUUUGCACUGUUAAUGUCAUCCUUACAGAUGACAAUGAUAAUGCACCACAGUUUCGGGCCACCAAAUAUGAAGUGAACAUUGGAUCCAGUGCUUCCAAAGGAACAUCAGUCAUUAAAGUUCUUGCAAGUGAUGCAGACGAGGGUUCCAAUGCUGAUGUCACCUAUGCCAUGGAAGCGGAUUCUGAAAGUGUUAAGGAGAAUUUGGAAAUCAACAAACUGUCUGGCAUAAUUACAACAAAGGAAAGCUUAAUUGGCCUAGAAAAUGAGUUCUUCACUUUCUUUGUUAGAGCUGUGGAUAAUGGGUCUCCACCAAGAGAGUCUGUUGUGCCUGUCUAUGUGAAAAUACUUCCACCAGAAAUUCAGCUUCCAAAAUUUUCAGAACCAUUUUACACCUAUACUGUUUCAGAAGACAUCCCUAUUGGGACAGAAAUUGAUCUCAUCCGAGCAGAACAUAGUGGGACUAUUCUUUAUAGCCUUGUCAAAGGAAACACUCCAGAAAGUAAUAGGGAUGAGUUCUUUGUGAUUGACAAACAGAGUGGUAGACUGAAACUGGAGAAGAGUCUUGACCAUGAGACAACUAAGUGGUAUCAGUUUUCCAUACUUGCCAGGUGUACUCACAAUGACUAUGAGGUGGUGGCUUUUGUAGAUGUUAGUAUCCAAGUAAAAGAUGCAAAUGAUAACAGCCCAGUCUUGGAGUCUAACCCAUAUGAGGCAUUUAUUGUUGAAAACCUACCUGGAGGUAGUAGAGUCAUCCAGGUCAGGGCAUCUGAUCUUGACUCUGGAACCAAUGGCCAAGUUAUGUAUAGUCUAGAUCAGUCACAGAGUGUAGAAGUCAUUGAAUCUUUUGCCAUUAACAUGGAAACAGGUUGGAUUACAACCCUAAAAGAACUGGACCAUGAAAAGAGACACAAUUACCAGAUUAAAGUGGUUGCAUCUGACCAUGGUGAAAAGGUUCAGCUCUCCUCCACAGCCAUUGUGGAUGUCACUGUCACUGAUGUCAAUGACAGCCCUCCUCGAUUCACUGCAGAGAUUUAUAAAGGAACUGUGAGUGAAGACGACCUACCCGGUGGUGUCAUUGCCAUCUUAAGUACCACAGAUGCUGAUUCUGAAGAGAUCAACAGACAAGUUACAUAUUACAUAACAGGUGGGGAUCCUUUGGGGCAAUUUGCUGUUGAAAAUAUACAGAAUGAAUGGAAAGUCUAUGUGAAGAAACCUCUAGAUAGGGAAAAAAGGGACAAUUAUCUUCUCACUAUAACAGCAACUGAUGGAACCUUCUCUUCAAAAGCUAUAGUUGAAGUAAAAGUUCUUGAUGCAAAUGACAAUAGUCCAGUUUGUGAAAAGGAUUUAUAUUCAGACAUGAUUCCAGAAGAUGCAUUUCCUGGGAAAUUGGUUAUGCAGGUCUCUGCUACAGAUGCAGAUAUCCGUUCCAAUGCUGAAAUUGCUUACACAUUAUUUGGUCCCGGUGCAGAAAAAUUCCAACUAAAUCCAGAUACAGGUGAAUUGAAAACAUUAGCCCCCCUUGAUCGUGAAGAACAGGCAGUUUAUAAUCUUCAAGUUAAGGCCACAGAUGGAGGGGGAAGAUUCUGUCAAGCUAAUAUUGUGCUCACUUUAGACGAUGUGAAUGAUAAUACCCCUGAAUUCUCUGCUGAUCCAUAUACCGUUACUGUGUUUGAAAACACGGAGCCUGGAACCUUGCUGACUAGAGUGCAGGCCUCAGACGCAGAUGCAGGAUUGAAUCGCAAGAUAACCUACUCGAUGAUUAACUCUGCUGACGGACAGUUCUCCAUUAAUGAGUUAUCUGGAAUCAUUCAGCUAGAAAGACCUUUGGAUAGAGAACUACAAGCAGUAUAUACUCUAACUUUGAAAGCUGUAGAUCAAGGUUUGCCAAGGAGGCUGACAGCUACUGGCACUGUGAUUGUAUCAGUUUUGGAUAUAAAUGACAACCCACCUGUGUUUGAAUAUCGUGAAUAUGGUGCUACUGUAUCUGAGGACAUUCUGAUUGGAACAGAGGUUCUUCAAGUGUAUGCAGCAAGUCGUGAUAUUGAAGCAAAUGCAGAGAUCACCUAUUCAAUAAUAAGUGGGAACGAACAUGGAAAAUUCAGCAUAGAUUCUAAAACAGGAGCCGUAUUUAUCAUUGAGAAUCUGGAUUAUGAAAACUCUCAUGAAUAUUAUCUGACUGUAGAAGCUACUGAUGGAGGCACUCCUUCAUUAAGUGAUGUCGCAACUGUGAACAUUAAUGUAACAGAUAUCAAUGAUAACACACCAGUCUUCAGCCAAGACACCUACACAGCAGUGAUCGGUGAAGAUGCUGUUCUUGAGCAAUCUGUCAUCACGGUUAUGGCUGAUGAUGCUGAUGGACCUUUGAAUAGCCACAUCCACUAUUCAAUUAUAGAUGGCAAUCAAGGAAGUCCAUUUACAAUUGACCCAAACAAGGGAGAAGUGAAAGUGACCAAACUUCUAGAUCGUGAAACGAUUUCAGGUUACACACUCACAGUUCAGGCUUCUGAUAAUGGUAGUCCACCGAGAGUCAACACAACCACUGUCAACAUAGAUGUGUCUGAUGUCAAUGACAACGCUCCCCUCUUCUCCAAGGGAAACUACAGUGUUUUUAUACAGGAAAACAAGCCCAUUGGCUUCAGUGUACUACAGCUUGUAGUAACAGACAAAGAUUCUUCUCAUAAUGGGCCUCCCUUCUUCUUUACUAUUGAGAAUGGAAAUAAUGACAAAGCAUUUGAAAUUAAUCAGCAAGGAGUCCUCCUGACUUCAGCUGCCAUAAAGAGGAAAGUGAAAGAUCAUUAUUUACUACAUGUUAAGGUGGAAGAUAAUGGAAAACCUCAGUUAUCAUCUUUGACAUAUGUUGACAUUAGAGUAAUUGAAGAAAGCAUCUACCCUCCUGCAAUUUUUCCACUGGAAAUUUUUAUUACUACUGUGGGAGAGGAAUACUCAGGUGGUGUCAUUGGGAAGAUUCAUGCAACAGACCAAGAUGUUUAUGACACUUUAACCUACAGUCUUGAUCCCCAAAUGGACAACCUCUUCUCUGUUUCCAGCACAGGGGGUAAGCUGAUAGCACACAAAAAACUAGACAUAGGACAAUACCCUCUCAACAUCAGUGUAACAGAUGGAAAGUUUACAACGGCAGCUGACAUCACCGUGCACAUCAGACAAGUUACACAAGAGAUGUUGAACCACACCAUUGCUAUUCGCUUUGCCAAUCUCACUCCAGAAGAGUUUGUUGGUGACUACUGGCGCAAUUUCCAGCGAGCUUUAAGGAACAUCUUAGGUCUGAAGAGGAAUGACAUACAGAUUGUUAGUUUGCAGCCCUCUGAACCUCACCCACAUCUGGAUGUCUUACUUUUUGUAGAGAAAUCUGGUAGUGCCCAGGUUUCAACAAAACAGCUUCUGCACAAGAUCAAUUCUUCUCUGACUGAUAUUGAGGAAAUCAUUGGUGUCCGGAUAUUAGAUAUAUUCCAGAAGCUCUGUGCAGGAUUGGAUUGCCCAUGGAAAUUUUGUGAUGAAAAGGUAUCUGUAGACGAAAAUGUCAUGUCAACGCAUAGCACAGCUAGACUCAGUUUUGUGACUCCCCGCCACCAUAGAACAGCUGUGUGUCUCUGCAAAGAGGGAAAAUGUCCACUUGUUCACCACGGAUGUGAAGACAAUCCAUGUCCUCAGGGAUCUGAAUGUGUCUCUGAUCCCAGAGAAGAAAAGUAUACCUGUGUCUGCUCGGGUGGCAAGUUUGGACAGUGCCCAGGAAGCUCAUCUCUAACAUUUAGUGGAAAUAGCUUUGUGAAAUACCGCCUAAUGGACAAUGAAAACAAAUUAGAGAUGAAAUUGACCAUGAGGCUCCGAACUUACUCCACUCAUGCAGUUGUGAUGUAUGCCCGAGGUACUGACUAUAGCAUCUUAGAGAUUCAUAAUGGAAGGCUGCAGUACAAAUUUGACUGUGGAAGUGGCCCUGGAAUCGUCUCUGUCCAAAGCAUCCAGGUUAAUGAUGGACUGUGGCAUGCAGUAUCUCUUGAAGUGAAUGGAAACUAUGCUAGAUUGGUUCUAGACCAAGUUCACACUGCAUCUGGCACAGCUCCAGGGACCCUGAAAACCCUUAAUCUGGACAACUAUGUGUUUUUUGGUGGCCACAUUCGCCAGCAAGGCACAAGGCAUGGAAGAAGCCCCCAAGUUGGUAAUGGGUUCCGGGGUUGUAUGGAUUCCAUUUAUUUGAAUGGACAAGAGCUCCCCUUAAAUAACAAACCCAGAAGCCAUGCACAUAUUGAAGAAUCAGUGGAUGUGUCUCCUGGCUGCCUAUUAACAGCUACUGAAGACUGCUCAAGUAACCCUUGCCAGAAUGGAGGCAUUUGCAACCCAUCCCCUACUGGAGGUUAUUACUGCAAAUGCAAUGCCUUGCACAUUGGGACAUACUGUGAGGUGAGCGUCAAUCCAUGUUCCUCAAACCCAUGCCUUUAUGGUGGUACAUGCGUUGUGGACAAUGGAGAUUUUGUUUGCCAGUGUAGAGGAUUAUAUACUGGUCAGAGGUGUCAAAUUAGUCCAUACUGCAAAGAUGAACCCUGUAAAAAUGGAGGAACUUGUUUUGACAGUUUAGAUGGUGCUGUCUGUCAGUGUGAUUCAGGCUUUAGAGGAGAAAGGUGUCAGAGUGACAUUGAUGAAUGUGUUGGAAAUCCCUGCCAAAAUGGAGCACUGUGUGAGAACACACCUGGCUCCUAUCACUGUAACUGCAGCCGUGAGUACAAAGGAAAGCACUGUGAGGAAGCUGCUCCCAAUCAAUAUGUGUCCACCCCAUGGAAUAUUGGAUUGGCAGAAGGGAUAGGAAUUAUGGUUUUUAUCAUGGGGAUAUUUUUACUGGUGGUCAUGUUUGUCCUCUGUCGCAAGAUGAUUAAUCGAAAGAAGAAACACCAGGCCGAACCUGAAGACAAACACUUGGGACCUAGCACAGCUUUCUUACAACGACCGUAUUUCGACUCAAAGCUGAAUAAGAACAUUUAUUCAGACAUACCACCCCAGGUGCCUGUCAGGCCUAUUUCCUACACUCCAAGCAUUCCAAGUGACUCUAGAAACAAUCUUGACCGAAAUUCCUUUGAAGGAUCUGCUAUACCAGAGCAUCCAGAAUUCAGUACUUUCAACCCCGAGUCGGUACACGGACACCGAAAAGCCGUGGCUGUCUGCAGCGUAGCUCCAAACUUGCCUCCUCCGCCUCCUUCUAACUCUCCUUCUGACAGUGACUCCAUCCAGAAACCUAACUGGGACUUCGAUUAUGACACUAAAGUAGUGGAUCUUGACCCCUGUCUCUCCAAGAAACCUCUGGAGGAAAAGCCUUCACAUCCAUACAGUGCACGAGAAAGUCUGUCUGAAGUGCAGUCCCUUAGCUCUUUUCAGUCUGAAUCAUGUGAUGACAAUGAGUCUUUGGCUGCUCCUGACCUCAGCAAACCAAGAGGGUAUCACUGGGAUACAUCAGAUUGGAUGCCAGCUGUUCCUCUCCCAGAUAUACAAGAAUACCCCAAUUAUGAGGUUAUUGAUGAGCAAACGCCCCUGUACUCAGCUGAUCCAAAUGCCAUUGAUACGGACUAUUACCCUGGGGGUUAUGACAUUGAGAGUGAUUUUCCACCACCACCAGAAGACUUUCCAGCACCUGAUGAACUACCACCAUUACCUCCAGAAUUCAGUGAUCAGUUUGAAUCCAUUCACCCUCCUAGAGACAUGCCUGCUACAGGUAGUUUGGGUUCUUCAUCAAGAAGCCGGCAGAGGUUCCACUUGAAUCAGUAUCUGCCCAAUUUCUAUCCCAUUGAUAUGUCGGAACCUCAUAAAACAGGCCCUGGUGAGAAUAGUACUUACAGAGAACCCUAUGCCCCUUACCCUCCAGGGUAUCAAAGAAACUUUGAUGCCCCCACUGUAGAAAACAUGCCCAUGUCUGUGUAUACCUCCACGGCUUCCUGCUCUGAUGUGUCAGCGUGCUGUGAAGUGGAGUCUGAGGUCAUGAUGAGUGACUAUGAGAGUGGAGACGAUGGCCACUUUGAAGAGGUGACGAUUCCUCCACUAGAUUCACAACAACAUACGCAAGUCUGACUCCCCCCAAAGUGCCUGGAAUGAACCUGGAGAUUAUAUAUAAAUGAUCUUCUGCAUUGUUCCUUGCAGUGCUUUAGUGCUUCUUCUUUUUUUUUUUUUUUUGUGAGCUAAUAUGAGCAUAACUGCACUGAAUUAUGCACCUCUUGACAUGUUAGCCAUUUCCAGUAUCCUAACCUACUGUAAUUGGGUGAAAUGUCCGUUGGCUGUGCCAUUUCUUAGCAUUUUUUUUUUUUUUUACUUAACCUUUGUCUGUUUAGUGAAAAGAAAAAUCAGUCUUCCCAUCCUGUUAGCAUGAUUUAUGUAUUUAUAUAGAUUUGUUUAUUUUAAUUUUUUGUCUUUUGUAAAUUUUAUGUACAGAUUUGAUUUUUUUUCAUCGUUUUUAAUUAGAUUUUCAAGAUAUUUUUGUGCUUUUUUUUUUUUUUACUGAAUUCUGAAUUUUAGUGGUGUUAGUAUCACUGUCUAGCAUCCUGAUUUUUUUUUUAAUAUAACCAGGGUUCAUUCUAUGUCCUUUUCCACUGAAAUCUGACAUUUCAUUAAAACAUUUCAGUAAAGUUAUGUAUUUCUAGCUGUACAUAGGAUAAGGAAAAAGCUGAUACCUGAACAUGUCUUAAGUGGGUUGCUGUAUUUUAGAAUUAUAAACAUUUUUCAUUAUUGGAAAGUGUAAUGGGGACCUUCUGCAUACUUGUUUAAAACCAAAACCACCAUGACACAGUUUUUAUAGUGUCUGUAUAUUUGUGAUGCAAUGGUCUUGUAAAGGUUUUUACUGAAAACUAUCAUUAGCCAGUCUUUCUUACUGACAAUAAAUUAUUAAUAAAAUACUUUAGCGUUC